Scophthalmus maximus (turbot) is the source of this 3662-nucleotide messenger RNA. Its product is annotated as toll-like receptor 8. The record is from RefSeq and is a predicted model, not a curated record. Gene Ontology annotation, molecular function: protein binding; pattern recognition receptor activity. NCBI's taxonomy places the organism in Eukaryota, Metazoa, Chordata, Actinopteri, Pleuronectiformes, Scophthalmidae. Gene Ontology annotation, cellular component: plasma membrane. The coding region runs from base 377 to 3484 and encodes 1035 amino acids. The transcript is spliced from 2 exons. Gene Ontology annotation, biological process: canonical NF-kappaB signal transduction; positive regulation of interleukin-6 production; defense response to virus.
UCAGACUGUUCCACAUUUACUUCUGCGUUUGAGUUACAAAGCGAGAAAAUCCCACCAAUGAAACAUUAACCUAACAUGAAUAGGGAAAUGAAACUGAUGAGCUUCUUCCUUUCACCGGCUACUUCUGCCUGAGUCUUUCUUGUUGUUUCAACCGGCCAAUUUGUUGCUUUUGUUUGACUUGAACAACAGGGCUUUUUCUUUUUUGAGUUAAAAAAACCUAAUUAUAUUGGAAAUGAGGAAGCUGCUAAUUUUCAUGUGAUGAUUUGAUGGAACAGAAGGCAGGCAUCGUUCUUGCAGAUAGUUCAUUUUAAGUUUUUACUGAAAGUGCCCAUUAGUUUCACGGUUGUCAUUCAAGGAUCGAUACAAUACAUACACAAUGAAAGCCACAUGGUGGCUGCAGCUGCUGCUGCUGCUCUGUCUGUAUUGCCAUUGUGAGAUCCAGCCCUUCCAGCCUGCUGCAUGUAAACCUGUGUGGAUGUCACCGCGGUUCCCUUGCGAUGUCACCGCCUGCAACACCUCCGAGGUCAGGUUUGACUGUAGAAGAUUUCAUCUGCACAGAGUGCCCUACGGGAUAACGGGGAACGCAACUGAGCUCAACUUAUCAGAAAAUUACAUUACGAAUAUUUCGCUGCAUUCCUUUUCCAAUCUGCUGAAUCUGACCAAACUCAUUCUGAACUGGGCAAACAAGAACAAAGGACUGCUCAUUGAUGAUGACCUUUUCAAAAAUCUGACCAAACUGAAUCAUCUGGGACUGGCUGGCAACCGUCUGAAGAAAAUCCCCACCAAUCUCCCGCUCAGUGUGGAAAUCCUUGAGCUGAACAAUAACAAGAUUAAACUGGAUAACAUGACCCUCGAUAGCAUACCAAACGUGACAAAACUGUGGUUGUCCAAAAACUGUUACACGUGGAAUCCUUGUAAAAGCAAUGUGACCAUUAAGGAAGGCACUUUUGCAGUUCUGAACAAACUGCAGGUUCUGGAUUUGUCAUUUAACAACUUAACCCACGUUCCCAAAGGAUUACCACCGUCAUUAACGAGGUUACAGCUGGGCUCCAACAAAAUACAGUACAUAUCUGAAGAUGAUUUCGUUGGGCUACAUGAUUUAAAAAUACUACGAAUACAAGGGAACUGUCCAAGGUGUCAAAAUGCACCGUAUCCCUGUGUCCCUUGCCAAAACAUUUCUCUUGGCAUCCAUCCGAAUGCAUUUAACUCUCUAACACGGCUUGAGACACUGCACCUGGGAGGAAACUCGCUGCAACUCCUGGAUCCCUCCUGGUUCAAGAGGCUCAAAAAGCUGAGAGAGUUGUUCCUGUCGUUUAACUUCUUGUUAAAAGCUAUCACUGGGACUGGAACAUUUCUUAGAUACCUGCCCAGGCUAGAAAAGCUCGAUCUCUCUUUCAACUUUGCGCUCAAGCUCUACCCUACAACAUUAAAUCUUUCGCACGAGUUUUCAAAUCUCGUUUCCCUGAGAACUUUGCAUUUGGAGGGUUUGGUCUUCCAGAAUAUUGGACCAGACACACUCAGACCACUGUACGAACUCAGAAAUCUGUCUGCACUCAACUUAGGGACUAACUUCAUCAUUCACUCUGAUUUGACCUUAUUCCACAGAUUCCCUAACCUGAAAAUGUUAUACCUGGCAGAAAACAGGCUGUAUCCCAUUCCAGUGAAAAGUCCCCCAAAGCUGAGUGGUGGACACAAUCAGGUGUCAGACUUUUCCAUUUUGCCCUACAUAAACCCCCACACAAAAGACUUUGCUUAUGAGGUAUCACACAAACUUGUCAAGCAAGAGUGCUUUGACUCUGGCCAAAUGCUAAUCCUCAGCUCAAAUAAUCUGUUCUUCAUUUCUCCAAAGCAGUUUGACGGCUAUGAAAAUAUCGCAUGUCUCAACCUCUCUGGAAACGGAUUUUCAGCAGCACUCAAUGGCACAGAGUUCUCCCUGCUGCCCAACCUGACAUACCUGGACCUGUCAUUCAACAAGAUUGAUCUGGCCUAUGACCACGCCUUCAAAGAGCUGGAGAAACUACAAGUACUAGACCUCAGUUACAAUUCACACUACUUUCAAGCAUACGGGGUAACGCACAAUUUAAAUUUCCUAAAAAAUCUGCCCGCUCUGAGAGUGCUGAAUAUGAGUCACAAUGCCAUUUCCACUUUGACAACAAAACAGUUGUACAGCACAUCUUUGACAGAACUUCAGUUUACAAAUAAUUAUCUUGGAACCCUUUGGAAAGUAAGAGAUGCCACAUACACAAUGCUUUUUACUAAUCUUACUAAUUUGACAUUUUUAGAUAUAUCCCAAAACAAACUUCAAAAUAUUCCCGACGAAGUUUAUGAAUAUUUUCCACGUAACCUCACCAAACUGUGCAUAAGCCGCAACUUGCUCACAGAUUUUAAAUGGGAGGCGCUGAAGUUUUUCCAUCAACUUCAAAUUUUAGAUCUGAGCUUUAACUCUAUAUCUGCCGUGGCUGCUAUAAACUCGAGCAUCACGAAAACUUUGACUUUGCUUGACUUGAGUCACAACCAGAUUUUCCACUUGGACGAUGGAUUUAUUAAGGGUCCGAAAAGCUUCAAGACUCUCAUCCUUAGCUUCAACCUACUGAACACCAUCAAUCAGACUACCUUCCAGACGAGAUCCGAGGAUUCGAUUCAGACCUUGUUCUUGCAGGGAAAUCCGUUCCAGUGUAUCUGUGAUUCAUUCGAUUUCAUUCUGUGGAUUGAAAACAGUCAAAUAAAAAUCCCCAGACUGACCGCUGAGGUGACAUGUGACACACCGGCAAACCAGAAGGAUCAACCGCUGAUAUACUUUGACAUUACCCAGUGUGUAAAUGACAGUCAGGCAUUCCAUGUAUACAUUCUCACAACUUCCUUCAUUAUUGCUUUUAUGUUUGUGGCAACUGUUGCUCACUUAUUUUACUGGGAUGCCUCCUAUGUAUUACACUAUAUGAGAGCAAAGUUGAAAGGAUACAGAUCCUUGAACUCCCCGGACAGCUUUUAUAAUUUGUUCGUGACUUACGACACCAGAGAUCCACACGUCUCUGAGUGGGUGAUGAGAAAUCUCCUGGUGAAACUGGAGGAGGAGGGAGAGAAGCAUAUUCCUCUGUGUCUGGAGGAGAGGGAUUGGACGCCGGGAGUCCCGGUCAUGGACAACCUCACUCACAGCAUCCAAUACAGUAGCAAGACCCUGUUUGUCCUCACGGAGGGCUACGUUAAGACUGGGGUUUUCAAGCUGGCAAUGUAUCUAGCCCACCAGAGACUACUAGACGAAAAUGUGGAUGUGAUCGUUCUGCUGAUGCUGGAGCCCGUCCUGCAGCACUCGCACUUCCUGCGCCUGAGGAGGAGGCUGUGCGGGAGGAGCGUGGUGGAGUGGCCGAGAACAGCGGCCGCAGAGCCCUGGUUUUGGCAAAACCUGAGGAACGUCGUCAGGGUGGACAACCAGGUCAUGUACAACAAGACUUAUUCAAAGUACAUCACAGCAGGUGAAGUACUUUGAGAAGGCAGAAAGUUCAGCGACGACUGUCUUGGGAAUAAUUUAUGAAUUUAUUAUGCAGAGAAACUCCAGACGAGACAACCACAGACAUGUUCUCUUAAGUUUUGCUGAUACGUGUGCAACGGUACUGAAUGUCUUGUAAUUUGUGUACAAAUGUUAAAAUAAAAUCAAUUUGAAAAUA